This is a messenger RNA of Arachis stenosperma, 1317 nucleotides long. Its product is annotated as AT-rich interactive domain-containing protein 1-like. The record is from RefSeq and is a predicted model, not a curated record. The coding region runs from base 1 to 1317 and encodes 438 amino acids. NCBI's taxonomy places the organism in Eukaryota, Viridiplantae, Streptophyta, Magnoliopsida, Fabales, Fabaceae. The transcript has a single exon.
AUGGUCGAGAGUGUGUGCGCCUUACUAGAUGAAAGAAAGUUGUGUAGAACUCGUAGAGUUAGGUGCUUGAAUCCAGAGCUCAGUGGUUCCAAAAAAAUUGUUGAUUUGAACUCACUGGACCGGACGACAAAUGUGGCUAGUGUUGGAAACUUAUGCAGCCGUAAUUAUGCAAUGGAUAGACUCAACCAUUUAAAUGGAAGUAAAACAUCAAUAGCGGAUAUAUCUGAUGCAGUAAACAGCAUGACUAGAGUUUCGGAUGGUGGCAAGAGGUGUGAUAGUGGCGAUGAAGAUAGUGUUAAUAAGGAGAGCUCUAGUCGAAAGAGGAAGAGAGAGUCUAUGUCAGAAAUGCUGCACUGGAUUCUUGAUAGGGCUGAGAAUCCUUGUGAUCCUGCAAUGGGUUCAAUGCCCGAAAAGUCAAAGUGGAAGUCAUAUGGUAGUGAAGAGAUCUGGAAGCAGGCUUUGUUGUUCCGGGAAGCUGUAUUUCUGAAAAGUGAUCACCAUCGUUGGCAGGGUCAAAGGAUGCAUCCUUGCAUGUAUGAUGAUCAGGUCGGGGCAAACUACAAUCUUAGGGAGAGAUUGAAAACGGACAAGAAAUCAACAUCUGGUGAUGGCUCUUCACAUGCUGGAGGAACAGAGGGAAGUUCCGGUAGAAGUCCAACUCCUCGUUCUAGUGCUGAGAAAUGGUCACUUGAUGAACCUGCCACCGUGCCCAUUCCUAUUGGCCCGGCCCAUCAAGCUGAAGUUCCUGAAUGGACUGGCAUGGCUGUUGAGAGUGAUUCAAAAUGGUUUGGAAACCAAAUAUGGCCAGCAGCAAAGGUAAAUACCAAUCUUAUCGAAAGGGAUCCCAUUGGAGUUGGAAGAAAAGAUUCAUGUGGCUGCCAAUUUCAAGGUUCUGUUGAGUGUAUCCAAUUUCAUGUUGCUCAGAAAAGGGCUAAACUUAAGCUAGAAUUGGGUGAUGCAUUUUACAUGUGGAAUUUACACAAGACAGGGGAAGAUGUUAGGGGAUUGUGGACCAAACACGAAGAGAAGAAGUUUAAGGAUGUGGUGAAAGCAAACCCUCUUUCACAUGAGACAUGUUUUUGGAAACAAAUUUUCAAAUCGUUUCCUACAAAGAGCAGGGAAGAUUUAGUGAGUUACUACUUCAAUGUCUUCCUCUUGCAGCGAAGGGGAUACCAGGAUCGGGAUACUCCAAAUGACAUCAACAGCGAUGAUGAUGAAGCAGAAUAUAGACCAUUGAAGAAUUCUUUCGGACAUAACACAGAUAACCCUCGCACUACCUUAUUAUCGCCUAAGAAGCCUAAGACAAAGGGAAGAUAG